AUGUCAAAUAUAUGCCUGCAGUAUACACAUAUACGAUGCCGAGGACUAAGUGUAAGAGCAAAGACCAAAGCAGGAAGCAACAAUCCGAGGAGGGCACGGCAACAAGAAACGUCAGAAGAUCGUGAAAUGCGGCGAGCCAAAGACAAAGUAGCAAAACAGGUAAGCAGAACACAAGAAACAGUAGACAACUGUACAACACACCGUAAAUCAAUGAGAGUAAAAAUGCAAAAAAUGCGAGCACAAGAGACUGAAGAAGCUAUGACAAAUCAACGUGAUUCGAACAAAGCAAGAAUGCAAGAAAACAGAGCAGAAGAAACUCCAGAAACAAGUGCUUCCCGCCGUGUUUCAAACAGGGAAAAAAUGCAAGAAAUCAGAGCACAAGAAACUCCAGAAGCAAGUGCUACUCGCCGUAUUUCCACGAGAAUAAGAAACAGAGAAGCCAGAGCACCAGAGACCGCAGAAACACAUGACUAA
Molecule: messenger RNA, 474 nt
Organism: Paramuricea clavata
Lineage: Eukaryota; Metazoa; Cnidaria; Anthozoa; Malacalcyonacea; Plexauridae
Source: the annotation of a GenBank genome assembly